Messenger RNA from Zonotrichia albicollis (white-throated sparrow), 8810 nucleotides. It is a transcript of the gene RRP15, whose product is annotated as ribosomal RNA processing 15 homolog. The record is from RefSeq and is a predicted model, not a curated record. Gene Ontology annotation, biological process: maturation of 5.8S rRNA; maturation of LSU-rRNA. Gene Ontology annotation, cellular component: preribosome, large subunit precursor. NCBI's taxonomy places the organism in Eukaryota, Metazoa, Chordata, Aves, Passeriformes, Passerellidae.
GGGCGGGCCGUGGGGAAGAUGGCGGCGGCCGUGGCGGGCCCACGUGGGCGCGGGGCCGCGGGCAUGGAUACGGAUACGGACACGGACACGGACAGCGGUUCUGAGUUAAGUUCAGAACUUCCAGAUGACAGCUACUCUUCGGGAGGUGAAGCCGUGGAUGGUGAUGAUGAAGAUGAAGCAGCAGCCCCUGGCAAUGUGGCUGAAGAGGCAACAAGCUCCAAAGAUGGCCCAAGUUCAGGAUGGGCAGAUGCCAUGGCAAAAGUGCUCAACAAAAAGAUUCCACAGAAUAAGUCCACCAUCUUGGCCAAGAAUAAAAGCCUGGAGAAGGAAAGAGAGAAAAAAAAACAAGAGAGGGAAGAAAAGAAGAUGAGGCUUGAUAAAAAGCGGGAAUGGGAAAUGAUGUGCCGAGUGAAGCCAGAUGUUGUCAAAGACCGAGAGAAGGAAAGAAAUCUUCAGAGAAUUGCCACAAGAGGUGUUGUACAAUUAUUCAACGCUGUCAGGACGCACCAGAAGAAAAUGGAAGAGGAGGUGAAGAAAGCAGGGGGCUCUGAGAGGAAGCGUGCUAAACUGAUGUCUUCUGUUUCAAAGAGAGAUUUCAUUGAUGUUCUAAGAAACAUGGAGGGGGCUAAAGGAACCAAGAAUCCUGCUGGAAAGGCUGCUAAAAGUAAACAGGGUGAAGUGAAGUCUGAGGAGGGGCCAGAAUGGAAUAUACUGCGUGAUGACUUCAUGAUGGGAGCAUCUAUGAAGGACUGGGACAAGGAAAGCGAUGGAGAGGGCAACACUGAAGAAGGAGGUGGUCUGAAACAAGAAGAUGACAGUGACUGAAUGAAAAUCAUUCAAGAUAAUGUUUUAUCUUCUUAAGUUUGUUUGGAUAAAAAGUCAGCAUUCUAUGAAUGUACAACACUUGGAGGAUACCUCUUUUAAAAGGAAAAAAAAAAAAAGACUUACACAACCUUGGAGUGUUUUCUCCUCCAUGUCAAACUUUUAUUUAAUAUAGCUCCGUUUGCUAUACUGAAAUCCUGAAAUAUUUUCCAAAACAAGUAUAAUUUUCAACAUAUUUCCAAAACAUUUUGUACAGUCAAAAUAGUGGCACUUGCCCAAUGAAAGAUAGAUUUUGCCAAGGUCAUUAAAAGUUUACACAUUAGUCAUGGCAAUUGAUGUAUUAGUGUGUCUGCAUUUCCAAAUCACUGCUGCACUUUGAAAAGUUGUUGCAAUUUGCAAUAGAAAUGGCUUACAAUAAACACAGAAAUGCCCUCACCUUGUAAAGUUAUUGGGCUCCUAUAGAGUCUUUACUACUUUGGCCAGAAAAUGUUCUGUAGAUAAUAAAGGAAAGUAACCAUUCAUGUGAUAGUUCUGGUCUAGGAGCAUUAGUUUGAUUGGAGACAACUCUGGAAACAGAACUGUAAAGACAGAGACUUGACCCUACUGAUAGGGUUUAGUAUUUAUAUAUGUAUAUAUAUGGUUUUUCCAUUGCCAGUCUGAGAUUGUAUAGGCUAAGAGUCUGGUAGGAAAGAGCAGUCAUUGUUAUUUCACUGGGGAGGGAGAUUUUCUAACAAUACCACAGAAAAUGGUGUUCAGUGUUGCUUCAUGUAGAGUUAUGGUGUUCUGGCCUUUUUCAGUGAGGAGCCAGAGCUCUGAGAUUGAUCCUGUGGGUUUAGGCAGCUCUAAUGCUAAAUCCUCAGGUGUGCAAAGGGUCAAACCAAAGCCCUUCCUCUUAGUGUGGGCAUAACAGUAACAAAUUUGGAAGUCAUCUGUCAGAAUAACACAAUUGCCUUUCUUUAAGCUACAGCAAUUUCUCCUCAGUAGUUGUUGGUUGCAGAGGUGCAGAAGCUAACACACAUAAGAAUAUAUUUUGUGUAAGCAUAUGCAGGAGGAAUUGUGUGGUGAUAAGGGUGUUCUAAAUGAGAGGCUGGGGUUGAAUUCUGCUGCCUUUGCUGUUCCAGACUGACUGUCUGAUGCUGUGUCAUUUGUUUAACUUUGCUAUCACAUUUCCCCAUUUGCUACAUGAAGAAAAAGCUUUGGGGCCCAUUAAUUGAUAGUUAAAAUGCAUGGUACUGUUCUGUCCAUUUCAACAGAUGCCUUACAGACAAACCUUUCUUUGUACCUGCUUAUAGGCAAGAUAUGAUUAGGAGCUACUUUGAAAUUUUCAGUCUCCAGCAUGGAAAUGUGCAGUAGGAUUUAGAUUUUUCUAACAAAGGCAUUGUUUGAACUUCGUGUGUACUGCAGGAUAAAAACUAUGGGUACAAAAUGGCAGAGAACCCCAUCGCAACAACUGGCAAUCAUUGUCUCGUCCCUAGCCUAUUCAUCUGGUAUAUAUUGUAGCAUAAUUCUUCCAGGAGAACUCCAGGCUAACAGCAGAAAUGUUUAGAUUUUCAAGCUGUUUUGAGUGUUAAACAUAUUAGAUAUCUGAGGAGACAUUAGUUUGUGGCCUGAUAUUUAUUAUCACAAAUGAAGGCAUACACCCAAAAUACCAAGUGGCAAAACCACACAAGUUUGACAUAUGGUUAUCCCAUCUUCUGAAGGCUCCACAUCUGUACAGCUGUGCAGUGAGAGGCACCAUCUCAUGAGUGCAGUGCAGAAACUGCUGCAAUGGGGCUUGAGUCCAUGAAGCAGCAUAACAGUCUAACCUGACACUGCUCUCUCUCUCUACAGAGUUCAGCUGCUUUCUGUGGAAAAAUUACAUCAGCAGCCUUAAAUCUACAGUUGCUCUCUAGUUUCAUAUCAGCAGUUUCUUUCCAUAAUCAAACUUCUGGAAAAUAAUCUUAAGUUUUCCUUAGGAACUGUGACAUCCUGAGGUGAUUAUUAAAAAUUUCAGAAUGCUUUCCAAAUACUUUUAAAAUGCUUGGGUGUUUAUUUGUGUAUUUUUGGAGUAAUGUUUUGAUUAAAGCACUGAAGUGAAUCUUGUGUGUUUAAGAAAAAUGUGGAAUCUAUCAGUAUUGCCAAAAGUAUUUUGAGCUUCCAUUUCAUUUAGAGGGCAUAGCCUAUAAGGGGAGAGCAUUUCUUGCCUUUUAAGAAGCAUAGUAAUUACAUUUUUAUAUAUUUAUAUUGAGUAGGUUUUUAAAUUUUAUACUGUACCUUGUCUUUGCCUUGUCCUUUUUUUGUGCCUUAUGCCAAGAAGCUCUGAGAGUUGCUAAAAUUGCUAACUACAUAUUUUGAUUUUAGACUGCUUUAUUUCACAAGUUCUGUUUUUGUUGACUAGAAGUUCAAAAGAUCUUCUUUGGCCCAGGCACCUUCCAGUCUCUUCUCUGGGCUGCCCUACCCCCUUUUUCAGUAAUGUUCUUCCUCUUCAACAGCUACCAAGAACAACCUUCAGCAGCCUUUCCCAGCAGUCAGAGUGCUCACUCUGUUUUUUCUGCUCCCAUGAAUAUCUCUGCUCAAGCAAAGUUGUGCUGCUGCCCUUCAUUCCAGAGAGCAUGAAUCAUCUCAACUUUGUAUAUUUCUGUACCUAUCUAUAUAAAGCCAAUAAGGAUGGGGUGGUUCCAGUUUUGUUAGGCUUCAAGCCAACUCCAGAGUAUGUAAAGUUUAAUAUUCUAUGGAUUGCACGCAAAGCAGGAGUUUUGUUUAAUAAGAGAAGGCACAGGGUCAGCUCUUCCCCAUGUCUCUUGUCCCCUGGUCUAAUUUCUCCUCAAUUAAUUGCGCUAACAUUUUUUCAGCAAGGAAAGCAUGAGUUGGCCUAUGGAAAAAAAUAACUGUCUUGCCCCUGCUUUUCUUCAUCCUCCUGUUAGGGAAACACUUUGAGAGUGGUGAUGGAAUAACCUUGUUGUGCCUGAUGCCGCUGUACCACAGCAUCAUCUCUGCUGAAACCUGGAGGGUAGAGCUGCCACUUCUGCAGCUGUGAGGCAGAUCAUCCUGGGUUCACAAGCUGAGCAGGACAAAAGAGCUGGAAGCUGCUUCCUAGUGAAGAUAGGGCUUUUUUGUCUGAUUUGUUUUAAAGAGAGAAAUUAAAUGUUUGGAGGCCAUAAAAGUUUUUUGACUAUCUGAUGCUUCCAGAAGAAGGUGGUCUGUAGAGCUGCAUCUGUUCAGAGCUGGCUCAGUAGCUGUCUCCAGGGAGGAAGGCAGAAGUCAUCUGGCACAAAACACUCUGCACAACUGAAAAUGACAAGCUUCUCAUUCUUAUGAAAUGAGUCCUGGCACAGUUAAUAUACACACAGAGCAGUCAUCAGUGUUGUUCACUUCCAAUCCCUGCAAAUUGCUCAAUGAUUUCUUCAAGACUUGCUGAGGUAAGGAGUGAGAGGGCCAGGAGAAGGCUUGAGGUAGUGGAGGCUCAGGAUCAUGUUACACAGAUUGGGUCCUUGUGCUAAAUAAGUUGUUAAACUCGGGAGUCUAAGACCUUAGACACUGGAGACUGAAGAAGGUCUUGAUUAACAGAUGGUGGAAGACUGUACAUUGCAUUUACUGCUGUUCUAAAGCAGUGGCUUCCAACCACUUGCAGCUUGUAAACCUCCAGUGUUUCACCUCUGUAAGUGAUGUAGCAGAUCAGGGCUUUUUCUUAACCAUUCUUCUUCAGACUUUUAACAAUGGCUGAUCCUUAGACAAGGCAUUUGUUUUCAAAUGCAUCUUUUUCAAUUGCUUUUCUGUCUUAAGGGACAUGUUAAAAAUGAAACUCCAGUCAAACUGAGUACCUUCAGCACGAAAGGUCGUGUGUAAUACUCCAUCUCUUGAAAUCACUUCCUUUUGCUUAAAUCCAUGUGUUUAACCUGUUGGAUACAAAAUUGUUAAAUUAAUUAGGGUUAUUUCGUCAAGCUUUUGGAUGUGAACUCAUGAGCACAAGCAGUUUCCAAGAGGCACUUUAGGGGGUUAUUUUAGGAAUACUCAUAAAAAGCAUUAUUUCUUCACAAUGCCACAGUUGGUUCAAUAGCCCAUUCUCUCAUGCCAGUGCAUGAACUUUUGGAGCAUAAUUUUACAACAUUUUCCUUGUGUUUCUUCACUCUGUUUUCGGUAAAUAUGGUGGUGUUCACUGUGAACUGCUAACCAGGAUCAGACUUGCACUGAGGUUUUCAUACCACUAGGAUUUCUUACUUAGAUAGUGUUCUCAGAAGUAGCUGAAUAAAUUAUUAGAAACAGUUCACCUACAAGAUAAGCUAGUUACAUUUCUUAUCAGAAACUUCAUGCCAUAAUUAAGAAAUGGUUAAAAAUAAAACCUGCUGAUGUUAGUAGUUCUUUAAGUCAUGUGUUGAAGGCAUGUAUGAUCAUAAGUAGAAGGUAACAGGGGGUUGUUUGCCAUAAUUUAAAAAUCUGAAGUACUUAAAAGAUUCAACUAGCCAGUUAGGAGCCCAUUGUAAAGUGCAUUAGGAAUAUAAUCAUGGAGAUUGUGACUUAAGCCUCAUAGCUAUUCAAUCACUCUGGCUUUGAACUUUGCUUUUCUAUCCUGAUAAAGGAGAACAUUCUAAUCUUGUUCAGAACAGAAAAGCUUAAAAGUGUUGCUUGAUUCAAGCAACAAGAUAGUGACAGGCUUUCCUGAUUAUGUGGAUUUUGCAUUGACUUUCAGGUUGAGUACAGUUUAUCUCAAGAGGAUUUUCUUUGGUUUUUAAGUGAUCCAUAAAUUGCAAGUUUUGUGGGCAGUGAAGCAGCCUUUAACUUAGGGUAGCCUAUGUCCAGGGACAAGAGCUGGCCUGUAUCCAUUUCAGAAAGGGUGCCUGAGGUCAGGCAGCUGAAUGAAAACUGUCACUGGAGAGUUGGGAGUUGAGCCUUUGCCAUACCUGCCCAUGGCUCCUUCCCAGCCACACCUCGCAGGGCUGCUUGGAGGAGAAGGGCAGUCAAACACACACUGUCAGUCUGCAGCACAGGCUACUCUGCACCCUCACUUACAACCCCAGCGAGUUUCACAAGAGUUCACUUUGCACAGUAGUGCAAUAUUGCUGCAACGGUGUAGUUUUCUACAAAAGGUAACAACAGUAUGGGUUUUAUGUGGAUUUUUUAAAGGAGUGAAGUAUUUGACAGUACCUACUGAAAUCUGGUAUAUCUUUAUGAUUAUCCUUAAUUAAGAAAAGACUUCAUAAAAUUCUGAAUUGUCUCUUCAUGAUUAAUAGAAAAAGAUUGGAGAUUUUUCAGAACUUCAGACAAGAUCCUCAAUUUAAGGAUGCAUUACUCAGCCAAAACAAUGAAUUAGACCCAAGUAUAAAUAUACUUCCAGUGUGAACAUUGACCAAAUUGGGAGGAUGAUAUAUUGAUACUCCUUCUUGUGGAUUGUGUUAGAAAGGUUCUGGUUAGGCCUUGGAAGAUGCUGAACAUCUUUCUGAUGUUGUAGCACUGCAACCAGCAGGUCAAACCAGGAUUGCCAGUGCCACUGCUGUUCUCUCCAUCUGCUAUGUUUUGCCUUUUUUUUUUUUAACUGCUGGACUUAUUUUAAAUUUUAGUGUCAUUUCCUAGAAUUAAAGAAGUGGAACAUAUCUUAUGUGAAGAAGAUAGACACAUUUCCCUUCUUACUUGAACUUUCUAUGUCAAUACUGUGCCUCCCAGACACAGGCUGUUGUCUUUAUUUCUCAUUCACUUCAGUUGUUGCUGAAGCACAUUGCUGGACUAUCUGUCUCAUGGUGAAUUAAUUGCUUUUAAUUUCACAGGACUGCAGGGAUGAGCUUGUGGACUCAGGUCCUUUAUGUGAGACACUACUGCGUCUGAUGCACAUUUGCAGCCAGUUUGUAGGCAUUUUUACAUUCUGAUUUAAUUGUUGGUAUGGUGGAUGUUCAAAUGACACUGGAAUUUGUGAGAGGAGGCAUUUCAGCUGUCAGUCAAUGUCCAUGAUGGGGAAGCUUAGAGACUGGUCCUUAGAGCCCAGCUAAAACCAGGGGAGUAACCUAUUUAAUUGCAUUCCCAUCUAAAAGAUCAUUGAUUGAGGAGAAGAAAAUAUUGAACAUCUUUGCCACUCCACAGAGGUGGCCUGUUCAAGAUCCAGCUCUAAAAUAAUCUGGAUAUGGAUCAAAAGUACUGAUACAGAAAUAGAUCAUUCUGUUCUAAUUCUAGAUGGAGUCACCAAGCUCAAACCAUCUGUCUGGGAGGAUGUAGUUUGAUCAGCCAUUCAGGAUUACUGCAUUCAUUGAUUUCAGUAGCCAGGCAUAGAAAAUUGGUUUAAAAAUUUGUAAGGCUGAAAGGUGAAGACCUCUGCACUGAUCUGAUGGGUGCAGCACAAAAUCUUGGUACUGCGUGAGGUGUGGUUUGGUUGUGGGUUUGGUUUUGCUUCAUGAGGUAAUAAGAAACAAUGCAUUGCUCUCUGUAAGCUUUCUAGGGUGUUCUUGAACACGUGUACCAUUAGGGAAAAAACAUUUCUGAAGCUGUGUUAGCGUAUUAGAGUUUUUCAUCUGUGCAGACUGCAUAGGCAGCUUGUGAAGAAGUCAGGAUGUCAGACCCAGAGCUAUUUGAUUUUGUAGCUGCAGAAUAUGAUUUAAAUAUGGCAUUACUACUGGCUGGCCCAUUAUUGAAGUUGCUGCCAAUUAAUCUUGCUAUACAUGUAACAACAGAGCAGUCUGGGUGCACAUUCUAACUUGAGUUACAUGGUUUUAAUUUGUUGAAUAAACUCCAGUGGAUGCUCUGUUAGGAAUCCAAUAUUUACAGAUAUCAUUUGUGUGUUACUUAAUGAGGUAUAACCCAAAUCAUCACCAUGCAGUUCAGAAAUAGAACGCAACAGCUGUAAUUCUGAGAAGGAGAUGCAGGUCACGAGUUCAAACCUUGAGAUUAAAGGGAUGACUUUUACCCUACUGUCUUUACUUUGUCAUGCUUGCUAUAAGUAGAUGUCAAGGCCCUCUGGUUUAUGAACCACUGAGCUUAUAUUUCUCUGUCUUAUUUUAAUUAUUUUUAUUUUUAGUUAGUGAAUCUGAUCAUUUGCCUCUCCUGAUAUUUAAGUCUUACUGACUUAAGUGGAAACAGGAUUUCCUGUGGUGAUUAUAACCACAGGUGCUAGGAUUAAGGAAGGCCUUUUCCACAGUGGCAUACAGACUAAAACUGGAAUGAUGCAUAGAAGAUUAGUGUGGCAUCCUCAAGGCUGACAAGCAGUUUUAGGAAAGCACGGGAGGGGAUCAAACUCUGGGAGAUGUAACCAUGGGGAAAUUUCUUUGGCAAAGUUUUUAUGAAUACUUGAAUCUGAACUUAUUCAACUCUGGAAAUCAGCUGUUGGAAGCAGAAACCUCUCUGGAUGCAGCAGUGAUGUCUGCAGCCUUUAUGGGAAAUGUGUAUGUUUUUAGCAUAGAGGGUUUAGGCUGUUGAUGCUUCUCUAGACCCCUAAUGUCUGGCUGUACUCUGUGGAGACAGGGUGCAACUUUUCUGGAGAGAAGCUAUUUUAGGAGUUGAAAAAUGUGAAGAAUAACAUAGCACUGAAAUACAGACUAAUGGUGAUGAACCUUUCUGUUCCCUUUUCUUCUUUUCCAUAAGAAUUUUUUCCCUUUUCCUUCAGAUUUUAGUCAUUCUGGCUUGAGGUCCUGUCUAAAGUUCCAGUGCUGUUGUUUUGGAGUUUUUCUGGUGGUCUUUGGUAACAGUUUUUUUGGGUUAAUUGCAUUCUAGAUGUCUUUUAUUAAGCUGCAGUUUUAAACACAGACUAUACACUGCUGUGUGGACAUUACAGCUUUGUGUUCUUACUUGAUGGUGGAAGAUGAUGCCAUUCCAUAAGUUCUCAGAGAUGACACCUGAAUGGCUUUUUGGAUCAGAUCCUGUUGACUACUCGUGACUGUUUCCACUGAAAUUAUUAAAUCCAUUUGUAGGAAUGAGAACUUCUUUUAUGUAUAUAGAUAUUUAUGUAUGAAUAUAUAUAUUUAUAAAUACACAAAAAUAUAUGUGUGUCUAUAAAUAAAUAUUAAAAUAAAAGUUCUUAUUCCUGUUUGAUA